Messenger RNA from Eriocheir sinensis (Chinese mitten crab), 3470 nucleotides. RefSeq names its product histidine--tRNA ligase-like (gene HisRS). Gene Ontology annotation, cellular component: mitochondrion; cytoplasm. Gene Ontology annotation, molecular function: ATP binding; histidine-tRNA ligase activity. NCBI's taxonomy places the organism in Eukaryota, Metazoa, Arthropoda, Malacostraca, Decapoda, Varunidae. The transcript has 12 exons. The record is from RefSeq and is a predicted model, not a curated record. Gene Ontology annotation, biological process: mitochondrial translation; nematode larval development; histidyl-tRNA aminoacylation. Bases 364 to 1986 code for a protein of 540 amino acids.
ACGGCUGACGUGCUGGCCCUGGCUGACGGGUGACGGCUGACCGGUGGGGAGUGGCAGGUUACCGGAGCCACUCCUGGCGCUGCUGGACGCCCACCUGUCAGUGUAUAGUUAUGUGGGGGGGCACCGGCCCACCCAGGCCGACCGGGCUGUGGCGGCCUCAGGCUGUGUCCCCCCUGGCCUGCCCGACUUCCUGCCCAGCCUUCGGCGGUGGGCUGCGCACAUGACCACCUUCUCCUGCAGUGAGAAACACGCGUUCCCCCCACACACAGAUGGCUGCAAGAGUUGUGAGAUGCAGUGUAAGCACUCUGCCCCUCACUAGACAAUCAGGGCAUGGCACAGUAGCUAAGGCUGGGCAGUUAGGGCAUGGCACUCCUUGGCCCGGCGAGGAGGUGCCUGGCGUGCAUUGGCCGGUGGGUGGCGGUGGCCGGGAAAGACUUCCCCGUUGCUGUGUGUGCCACCCGGCCCUCAGCCCUCCCUGGCACACGAGGCCUGGCAUGCAAGAUGGAGGACCAACUGGCUGACCUGGUGAACAAAAACAUGAAAGCGAGUGACAAUGAAGCUCCUAAAAAGACUCCACAGGGCAACAAAGGUGGCGGUGGUGGUGGUAGUCCCUCCAAAAGCAAGUCUGGCAAGUUUACCCUCAAGACCCCCAAGGGCACGAGGGACUACGGACCCGUGGAGAUGGCCAACAGGCGGGAGGUGUUCAACGUGAUCUACUCAGUCUUCCACAUGCACGGGGCGGUGGAGAUCGAGACGCCGGUGUUUGAGUUGAAGGAGGUGCUCACGGGGAAGUACGGCGAGGACUCCAAGCUCAUCUAUGACCUCGAGGACCAGGGCGGCGAGAUCCUGUCCAUGCGCUACGACCUGACGGUGCCGUUCGCGCGCUACGUCGCCAUGAACAAGAUCGCCAACAUCAAGCGUUACCACGUGGCCCGAGUCUACCGCCGGGACACCCCAGCCAUGACCAGAGGUCGCUACCGAGAGUUCUACCAGUGUGACUUUGACAUAGCGGGGCAGUACGACGCCAUGAUUCCUGACGCUGAGUGUGUGCAGCUGGUACAUCAGGUGCUCUCCAAGCUGGACCUCGGGGAGUUCACCAUCAAGAUCAACCACAGAAAGAUCCUGGAUGGUGUGUUUGGCAUCUGUGGCGUGCCCAGCGAAAAGUUCCGUCCCAUCUGCUCCUCAGUGGACAAGCUGGACAAGUCGCCGUGGGAGGAUGUGAGGAAGGAGAUGGUGACCGAGAAGGGGCUGGACGAGGAGGUGGCCGACAAGAUUGGGAACUACGUCAAGCUGUCCGGCCGGGAGGAGCUGAUCGAGAGGCUGGCCAACGACGAGCUGCUCAAACAGUCCCCGGCGGCCCAGGCUGGCUUUGCAGACCUCACACUCCUCUACCAGUACUGCAAGAGCCUGGGGUGCGCCGACCACCUCGUAUUCGACAUGGGUCUCGCCCGGGGCCUUGACUACUACACUGGGGUCAUCUACGAGGCGGUGUUGUCGGCGGGGCAGACCAUGGGAGAGGAGGGGCCGGUGGGCAGUGUGGCGGGGGGCGGGCGCUAUGACGGGCUGGUGGGCAUGUUCGACCCCAAGAAGAAGACUGUGCCCUGUGUUGGGGUGAGCUUUGGCAUUGAACGGCUCUUCACCAUCCAUGAGCAGAAGCAGCGCGCCGAGAGUGGGAAGCUGCGGUCCACCCAGACUGAGGUGUUUGUCGCCACGGCCAACAAGGGGAUGGUGCAUGAGAGGCUCAAGCUGGUGGGGCUGCUGCACGGCGCCGGCAUCAAGGCUGAGGGGAGCUACAAGAACAACGCCAAGAUCCUCAACCAGCUGCAGUAUGCUGAGGACAACAAGAUCCCCCUGGUGGUGCUGAUUGGGGAGUCUGAGGUGGAGGCGGGCGUGGUGAAGGUGCGGAAGACUGUGACGAGGGAGGAGGUCACUGUCAAGAGGGAGGAGCUGGUGGGGGUGCUGCGGGAGAAGCUGACAGACCUCUAGGGGCGCUACUAAGGUGUUUACAGGAGGCUUCUUAGUAUGGGAGGAGGAGGAGGGGGAGGGUUAUGCCUGCCGAAAAGCUUUGUGAUGUUUUUUUAUUAUUUUUAUUUAUGUACGUGUUAAAGGUGGCUAAUAAUACCAGAUCUUCCGAUAUUAUUAGUGAUGCGUUGCCUUUAUUUUUUGUCCUAUAGUCUGAUUAGUCUCGUCAGAUUGCAUUCCAAGGACACGGGUUGCUGCCAAGAAAGUCCUAAGGCUGGUUUGUGAAUCUAUUUUAUUUCUUUAGUUUUGUCUAGUUUUUGAAACUCCCAGUUGGCAAUCUUGGAAUAAAUAGGGUUCAUCAGUUGUUUGGAGAGUGGUACUUGGCCCCCAACACCAGACAAAGGCUGUCCUCCAAGGUCCCACUAAAACCUCCUGCCGUAUUAUUUAUUGGGUGUUCUUGCCCCAUCAGUGUGCAUGGCGAACCCUUCCUCCUCCCCUGCACUCCUCCGGUAGACUUGGGCGUUGCACCAAAGUAGGGCGGUGAUGGCCGGGCAGUGGUUGGUACAGUUACAUCUCUGGCUUCUGUGAUUUUACCUGUUAAGGUGUUUGGCCAGGUAUAUUUUAAGCAAUAUUUGACUCAUUUUUUUUUUCUUGUAUAUUUUGUUAACUUUUUUGGCAAGGAAACUUAUGUAACAUUACAAUGCAUAAAUGUCACAGAAAGCUAAUUUGGAAGGUGACACUUAUGAUUAUAAUGAUGAAUUGCAUGACCUAUUUCAUUAAGAUCAUAAUCACCAUGACCCGGGGUUUUUCCAUUGUCAGAGUGGAGGGUUAGACAAUCCAUUGAGAAUGAAAGUGGUCAGGUGGGGAAUGUUGUCCUUUAGAAAUGGUUACAAUUCAUAUCUGAAAACCUGAAUUGUUGUGACCUCUGAAUCCAUGUUAACAUUUAAGAGAAGGCAGAAGGCAGUAGCAGCAGCUAACAAAGCUAGGCCACAGGGAGUCUUGUGGCACCUGUACAGGAGACUUGUAAUAGCAAACAAGUCAACACACGUCGUUGGCUUCCAGGAAGGUUUGUGAUCCAUCAGUUUUCAUAAAUUAUGUUGCAACAAUUAUGUCCCCGUUUAUUUACUGUGUUGGAUGUGAUGGGAAUGUAUUUUUCCCGAGUUCGACAUAUUUCAAGGUAAAUGAUUAUAUAAUAUUAAUAUUUAUAAUGUAUUGAUUUUGCACAGUGCUUCACAGUGUCUGUACUGCUGAACGUUGCAGUCACAAUUACUUUAAAGGUAUAUGUAGGAGGUAUGCCGGUGGUAGGAGGCAUGUUGGAUGGGCAGUGUAUUUAUUGUGUACAAUAAGAAUUCCUCUUCUGUUCCUCAGUGUAGGGGAAGCACAGCAUGCCUUGGCUGCUGGGGCUGGUAGUACUGCACAGGUGGGUCUGCAUCACUUCUCUGAUGCUCAGCACUUAAACUGCCAAAGCCUUUGUUUACUUUAUAAUAAAGGUUCCAGCAAGACUGUCA